AUGGCGAGCCAGGACCCCGCCAACUCUUCCCAUGCUGCCUUUGACCACUUUGUCCAAGCCCAGACUUGUGAGGAUGUUCUGCACCACUUUGCUGAGCUCUGCAGUCUGCUGGAAAUCGACCCAAAGGACUUCAGGAGAUUCUACGGAAAGCUGAAGGAACGGCUGAACUACUGGAAAGCCAAAGCUCUGUGGACGAAGCUGGAUAAGAGGGCGUCUCACGCUGAUUAUGAGCAAAGAAAAGCCUGCGCCAAGAACAAGUGUCUUGUGUUGGGUGCUGGACCGUGUGGUCUGAGAGCAGCCAUUGAGCUGUCCCUGCUGGGGGCUCAGGUGGUCGUGGUUGAAAAGAGGAAGACGUUCUCCAGGAAUAAUGUUCUCCACCUGUGGCCUUAUACCAUCUCUGACCUCCGCGGGCUCGGCGCUAAGAAGUUCUACGGCAGAUUUUGCUCCGGUUCUCUGGAUCACAUCAGCAUCCGUCAGCUGCAGUUGAUUCUGCUGAAAGCGUUACUUCUCCUCGGGGUGGAGGUGCACACUGAAGUGGAGUUUCAGGCCUUGAUUGAGCCCUCGGGAGACAACGGCUGGAUGGCUAAGCUGCACCCUGAGUCUCAUCCUGCUGCAUCCUUCCAGUUUGAUGUUUUUAUCUCUGCUGGAGGAGGCAGGUUUGUCCCUGAUGGAUUCAAGCAUAAGGAGAUGAGGGGCAAACUGGCCAUUGGUAUCACAGCCAACUUCAUAAACAGAAACACGGCUGCUGAGGCUCAGGUAGCAGAAAUCAGUGGCGUGGCUCGCAUCUAUAACCAGAAGUUCUUCCAGGAUCUGCACACUAAGAUGGGUAUCGACUUAGAGAAUAUUGUCUACUAUAAAGAUGACACCCACUACUUUGUCAUGACUGCCAAGAAGAAGAGCCUCCUGAAAAAAGGGGUCAUUAAACAGGACCGUAACAAUGCAGAGGAGCUGCUUGCGCCUUCAAAUGUGGACCAUGAUGCUCUGUGUCAUUACGCCCAUGACGCUGCCCACUUCUCCACAGGCGGCAAAUUACCUGACCUUCAAUUUGCUGAGAACCAAGUCGGCCAAGCAGAUGUGGCCAUGUUUGACUUCACCUGCAUGUACCGUGCUGAGAAUGCCUCGUUAGUGAGGGAGAGGAGGGGCAAGAAGCUGCUAAUGGGUCUUGUUGGAGAUUGCCUGGUGGAGCCUUUCUGGCCUCUGGGCACGGGUAUCGCUCGAGGUUUCCUUGCAGCUUUUGAUGCAGCGUGGAUGGUGAGGAGCUGGGGCAUGGGCAUCCCUCAUCUGAAGGUCAUAGCUGAGCGUGAAAGUCUGUACCAGCUUCUCUCUCAAACCACACCAGAGAACACCAGCAAAAACUACACUGCUUACAGCAUCAACCCCUCCACACGGUACCAGAGGGCCAAUCUCUCCUCCAUCAAGCCCAACCAGGUGCAGCACCUGUAUGAUGUUGACAAGUCCAAUACAUCGAGCAGCAAACAGAAGAACAGAUCUUGUGUGCGUCAAGAUUCAACUAGUGGGUUUGAGGAGUUGCUGAAGUGGUGCCAGACACACACAGCAGGUUACCAGAAUGUGAAUGUUAAAGACUUUACGCAGUCCUGGAGAUCCGGAUUGGCUCUGUGCGCACUAAUCCAUCACUUCAGACCUCACCUCAUUGACUUCUUGUCCUUGGAUGAUUCCAGUGGUGUUUGCAACAUCCAGCUGGCCUUCAGUAUCCUGGAGAAGGAGCUGGGUAUCCCACCCGUCAUGUCUCCUAGUGAUGUAGCCAACAGCGGUCAGAUAGACAAACUGUCUAUGGUUCUCUACCUCUCCCAGGUCAAAAAUGCGUUCAGUGUGCCAGAAACAGAACCUUCAACCUCUGUGCCUUCGUCCAAAUCUUUCUCUCUCUCACGGACACAGGCGGCUGUGUUUUUCCUGAGCAAGCUGAAGCACAACUCCCUGCAGCGACGCAAGGAAAACCUGGUGGCUAAGAGACAUUCAAAAGGUAGCAAGAAAAGGAUGGGAGAUGAGGACAGUACGGCAGCACCUUCUGUGUCCCCUGAUCGCCACCCCGCACCUGCUCCUUGUCCUGAGCCCGACCCUGGUACUGGUGCGUCGAUGACGAACAGUGAGGAGUGUUACUUCUGUAGCCAGAGGGUCUACGUGCUGGAGCGCAUCAGUGCUGAGGGCAAGUUCUUCCACCGGAGCUGCUUCACCUGCCAGAAGUGUGGAAUCACACUCCGACUGGGAGGAUACACCUUCAACCAGACCACAGGGCAUUUCUACUGUGAGCUGCACUCUGAAGAUCUGGAGCUUGAAAACGGGAUGGAAACAUCUUCCUUUGAGGGUAUUGAAAGAAAUGAAAAAGACGCUAAUGAAGAGAACGAGAUCUCCAUUGAUGAUUAUACAGCAUCUGAUGAGGAGUAUGAGCACACGCUGGACUCUGGCCCUUCUGUACACACACAGUCACAUGCAGAAAAUGAUCCCCACAGACAGGAAACCAAAGAUGGAAAAGAGGAACCACUUAAAACAAAACCUCUCACAGACUCUACAUCUAAAAGUGAGGUCCGAGAACUCGUUAAAGAGGAGGCAGAGGAGUUUCAACCCUCAGUGCCUCACCCCAUCCCCAAGCCACGCCUUUCCCGGCAAACCCCGCCCAGCCCGCAACCCUCACCUCCAACAGCAAAACCUCGAACGAUCCACCUUAUUAGUCCUUCAACCCCAGAAAAAAGUUCAUCUCCGACCCCCACGCAGGAGACUGCGAUCUUCACAGGAGCAGCAGACUCCCGUCCAAAGCAGUCACUGCGAAAGCUGCAGCUGUCUGAAGAACAGAAAAGUCAGCUGAUGAAUCUUCACAGCUUCAGUGCAGACUCUGAUUCAGAGACACCUGGCGGGUCCUCCUCCUGCUCCUCUUCAUCAGCGACAGCAGGAGGACCAAACCCUCUGAAACAGGAGGCUCUGGAUGGGCAAGAAGAAGAAGGAUACUGGAGUGGGAGUACCGCUGGUCACAUCUGGGAAAAGAGGAAUCGACGAUGCUUCAAGAGAAAAGAGAUGCCCAGCGGGCAGACGAAAGUCCGAUCGAAGUUCUCCCCGUGGAACCUCUCUUCACCGAGAAUCAGCAGAGAUGGCAGGCUCAGUGUCCAUAGCAAUCACCCAGACAGAGGCGACACACCACUGAGACACAUACGCAGCACCUCAGAAGAGGGCGCUGACGAUGACGACGACGAUGAUGAUGAGAUGUUUGAGCGGGAUGAUAUCGAUUUAUUUGAAGAGAAAUUUCAGACGAUACCAUCAGAUCCUGUUGAGGCUGAAAAGUUGGAACUGAUGAAGAUGCGGACACUGGAGCGACGAGCCAAGAUGAGCGAAUUACAGCGUUUCCGCAAAGCCCAGUCCAUCCAAAGGAGACUGGAGGAGAUUGAGGUCAACUUCAAGGAGCUGGAGGAUAAAGGCGUGGUGCUGGAGCGAACUUUGCGGGGAGAACCUGGCACUAACGGGUGUCCGGAUAUGAUUGAACAGUGGAUCCAGCUCGUCCACCAGAAGAACGCAUUGGUGUCGGAGGAGUCUGACCUCAUGGUGGCGUCUCGACAGCUGGAACUUGAAGACAAGCAGAGCAUGUUGGAGAUGGAGAUCAGGAAGUACAUGGAGCUGAGUGUCAAGACACCAGAGCAACAAGCAGAAGAAGAGCAGGUCCUUCAGCAGAUGAUUGACGUGGUGCACAUGAGAGACUCACUGGUGGCAUUUCUGGACGAGAAGAGACUGAAAGAAAUCAGUGAGGAGCAAGAAGCUUUCUCCAUCAAAGAGGCCAAACGCCACUCAAAGACAGGAGCGCAGGUUCACUGGGAGUAACGUUUUCCAUGUGCACCUGCUCUGCUCCAACCUGUGACUUGCUGCUUUCAGACAUGGAUUAAAUUAAACUUUAUUUCAAAGCCAAAGAUGAGACAGCAUUUUUGUGGAAGAUACCGAGUGAUGAUUUAAGGUGCACAAGAUGAAUGGCGAGCAGUUACAGUUUGUCCUUUAGAUGGAGACAAACCUACAGAUCUUUGUUGUGGUAAUUGUGGGUUUCCAGCAGCAGGAUUUAUGUUUUUCUGCAGCACCACGGUACAGCAGAUUAUUGUUCCCGAGUCUGGGCUUGGCCCGGUUUGUCGUCACAAACAUUUGAGUGUAAUGCACAGCAGAGGAGCAACAAACCUGCAGACGAUCGCUGUGAAGCCUUUCAGAUCUGAAGUGAAACGCAGAAACUCGUAGCAAUUUCACAUUGCUUUUACUUGUCAUCGUCACCGCAUCAUAGAGUGUACGCGUGCACGCUAAAACAUGCAUUCUGUGUUUAAUACCUGUAUAUGGAAUAUGUUAAAAAAAAAAAAAAAAGACGGUGGUUUUAAGAACAAAGAGGUAGUUUAAAUUUCAGAAUAGUAAAAUUCCGCUAUUAACAUUUCUGUUUUAUUUUUAUUGACCAGUUUUAGAUUCCGUUAUGGAUUUGUAGUGUUUCAUGCUGUUCACCAUGCCAUUUUCUUAUGAUUGGUUGGAUAGAUGGUCUCAGGGGUUGAUGCUUCUGUUCUGCAGAAUCAGACUUGAUGGCCUUCAGGAGCUGACUGCUUGAGAAGCAGAACUGUAUUAUGGGAACACUGAGGAUUUGAGAGAGGACAGAUUAGGCCGACUGGUUAAUCUAUUUAUAAAUGCCGUCUUUUAUCGUUUGUAGGUGUUCCUCUUCAUGUGUUGGUGAAACAGCCAAAUUUGAAGAUGAAAACCAGCUUGUCAUUAUAUGUCCAUUGUUCAGUUGCCACUCUGUGCCACCUGGACAGCACUUCACAGUAUAUCAAAUAAAGAACAUGCACUUUGAUGUUUUAUUUUGGAUC
Molecule: messenger RNA, 4829 nt
Organism: Thalassophryne amazonica
Lineage: Eukaryota; Metazoa; Chordata; Actinopteri; Batrachoidiformes; Batrachoididae
Gene: mical1
Product: microtubule associated monooxygenase, calponin and LIM domain containing 1
Exons: 23
Coding region: 1-3822 (1273 amino acids)
Molecular function (GO): protein binding; FAD binding
Source: RefSeq, a predicted model, not a curated record